Messenger RNA from Budorcas taxicolor (takin), 981 nucleotides. It is a transcript of the gene PURG, whose product is annotated as purine rich element binding protein G. The transcript is spliced from 2 exons. Gene Ontology annotation, molecular function: DNA-binding transcription factor activity, RNA polymerase II-specific; RNA polymerase II transcription regulatory region sequence-specific DNA binding; purine-rich negative regulatory element binding. NCBI's taxonomy places the organism in Eukaryota, Metazoa, Chordata, Mammalia, Artiodactyla, Bovidae. Bases 1 to 981 code for a protein of 326 amino acids. Gene Ontology annotation, cellular component: nucleus. Gene Ontology annotation, biological process: regulation of transcription by RNA polymerase II. The record is from RefSeq and is a predicted model, not a curated record.
AUGGAAAGAGCCAGGCGAAGGGGAGGCGGCGGCGGCGGCGGCGGCGGCCGUGGCCGCGGCGGCAAGAAUGUAGGGGGCUCUGGCCUAAGCAAGAGUAGACUGUACCCCCAGGCCCAGCACUCCCACUACCCCCACUACGCGGCUUCAGCCACCCCUAAUCAGGCUGGGGGCGCAGCCGAAAUCCAGGAGCUGGCCUCCAAACGAGUGGACAUCCAGAAAAAGAGGUUUUACCUAGACGUGAAGCAGAGCUCGCGGGGCCGGUUCCUCAAGAUAGCCGAAGUCUGGAUAGGGAGAGGCCGGCAAGACAAUAUCAGAAAGAGUAAACUGACCCUCUCCCUGUCGGUGGCAGCGGAGCUGAAGGACUGUCUAGGGGACUUCAUCGAGCACUAUGCCCACCUGGGCCUGAAAGGCCACCGGCAAGAGCACGGUCACGGCAAAGAGCAGAGCUCCAGGAGGAGACAGAAGCACUCAGCGCCCUCCCCGCCGGUCUCGGUGGGGUCCGAAGAGCACCCUCACAGUGUCCUCAAAACAGACUACAUCGAGAGGGACAACAGGAAAUACUAUCUAGACCUGAAGGAAAACCAGCGGGGUCGCUUCCUAAGGAUUAGACAAACCAUGAUGCGGGGGACUGGCAUGAUAGGUUAUUUUGGCCACACUUUGGGCCUAGAGCAGACUAUUGUCCUCCCAGCUCAAGGAAUGAUCGAGUUCCGCGACGCCUUGGUUCAGCUCAUCGAAGACUAUGGCGAAGGGGACAUCGAAGAACGCAGAGGUGGAGACGACGACCCCGUGGAACUCCCUGAGGGGACUUCUUUCAGAGUGGACAAUAAAAGGUUCUACUUUGAUGUGGGCUCUAAUAAAUAUGGAAUUUUCCUGAAGCUCACAAAUUACCCUAAAUCCAGAGAGAAUAUCAACCCUUUUCACUGUUGUCAAAUCCAGCAAAAGGAACAGCCCCAUGACACUACAAAAACAGUAGAGGAAUAA